Molecule: messenger RNA, 1319 nt
Organism: Paramecium sonneborni
Lineage: Eukaryota; Ciliophora; Oligohymenophorea; Peniculida; Parameciidae
Source: the annotation of a GenBank genome assembly
AUGUAUUAAGAUAAUUAAGAUGAAGAUGAUAAAUUAAAAAAUGAUAUUGAAAAAUUUCGAAAUCUUCUUGAUGAAGAGGUUGAAGGAAAUCAUACUUAUAUAUAAUAGGUGUAAUCUUAACAAAAUGAAUUAUAAUAGGCAAGUUCAAGAUACCAAAUAUUAUGGUAGGAGAUCUCUGAAAUGAGAGAACGUUUAGAAUAAAGAUAAAUCUAAGAGGAUAGCCAUCAUAUGUUAUCUAAUGCAGAAAAGGCCUUAUUUGAAACUUAAAUAUCUAAUUUAAAUGAUAAAAUAAAAGACUAUGAAUAAAUUCUACUACACUAUUAAUCAAAAUCAAGGUAAUUAAUGAGUAAUAAAUUAGAUAAUUAGAGCAAUAGAUAAGCUAAAAUUAAUUAGAAAUGGACAAUUAUAAAAGGUAAUUAGAACAUAUGAAUAAUUUUAAUCAUAACUGUUUGGAAAUACAGGAGUUAUAAUGGAAAAUAAAUCAGCUAAGUAUUUUUCUUAAUUUAGUAUUUAGAUUAAAUCAUUUAAAGAAAAGAAAAAGAUUAGAUUUUACGAAUUAAGUAAUGGAAGUUUGUAUUAAGGAGGAUGGUUAAAUGCUCAAAAAAAUGGAAAAGGUAAAAUUCAGUUAUUAAAUUAAAAGGAGUUUAAAUCAUGAAAAAUGGAUCAAUUUAUGAAGGCUAAUUUUCUCGAGGAAUGGCUAAUGGAAAGGGUAGAAUGAUUUAUCCAGAUGGUGAUUAUUACAUAGGUUAAUGGUGUGAUGAUUAACAUCAUGGAUAUGGUGAAUAUUAUCACGGAGAUGGAGCUAUGUAUAAAGGAGAUUGGUUUGAAAACUUAUAGCAUGGAUAAGGAUUUGAACUGUUCUCUGAUUAAUCUAGUUAUACAGGUUUAUUUAAAUUAGGAAAACGUGAAGGAUAUGGUGUUUAUAAAUUUUCUGAUGGUUCUCUUUAUGAAGGUUAGUUUAAAAACAAUUAAUUUAAUGGAAUAGGGUAAUAUAAAAUUUAGAGAUUGUAGUACUUAUACAUGGCACGAUGGUAGAAGAUAUGAAGGUGAAUGGUUAAAAGAUUAGAUGGAUGGAAAAGGUAAAAUGACAUGGGCAGAUGGAACUUUAUAUGAUGGUGAAUAUAAAAAUGAUAAAAAGCAUGGUUUUGGAACACUCAGAUGGCGUAAUCAUAAUAGUAAUUUAGUUAGCUGAUUCUCGAUAAUAUUCUGGUUAAUGGGAGUACGGUAAAUAGCACGGAAAUGGAGAAUAUACUAAUUCUUAGUAAGGUACGAGGAAAGGAUUAUGGAUAAAUGGUAAAAGAAUGUAAUGGCAUGAUUGA